Messenger RNA from Cheilinus undulatus (humphead wrasse), 7953 nucleotides. RefSeq names its product WD repeat-containing protein 20. Bases 327 to 2357 code for a protein of 676 amino acids. NCBI's taxonomy places the organism in Eukaryota, Metazoa, Chordata, Actinopteri, Labriformes, Labridae. The transcript has 4 exons. The record is from RefSeq and is a predicted model, not a curated record. Gene Ontology annotation, molecular function: protein binding.
GGGCCAGCAGCAGCAGCAGCAGCGACGCAUCCUCUCACGUCUUUACGCACAGUGGAUGGACGGAGGCAGAGACCCGGUCGAGGAUGCUGCUCUCAGCGGCUCAGGAGGGCUCUCUCUCGGGGUUUAUUUAUCAGGUAGCGGUGGUUUGGUCGCCGGUGCUGCUGUAAAAUGCACUGGAGCAGAGCGGCUGUGCUGGUCGGCCUAGCUGAGCUCGGCUGCUGCUGCUCGCCGUCGCCUCUCCCAUUUCUCUUCUAGUACUUUUUAUUGUAGCGUUAUUAUUUCCAGGUCAAAAUCUCAGUUUCCUGUGCGGCUUGUUUGGACCAAAAAUGGCCGGAGAUGGCGGCGCUCUGAAGGAUAUCAAUGAGAUUAAAUCCCAGUUCCGGACCAGGGAGGGUUUCUACAAGCUGCUCACCCUCUCGGACUCGCAGCAGCGGGGCGGCCUGCCGCGGGGUCCGUCCUCCGGAGCCACGCUGGGCCCCGGAGCUGGACCCGCUCCGAUACCCGGCGGAGGGGUCGGGUUGCUGCAGGGGCCCGGGGCUGCCGCCGCCGCUGCCGCCUCCUCCUCCUCCAAUGCCGCAGCCAACUCCUCUCCUGCGGGCUUCCUGCCGCCGGUUCGGGUCUCUAUGGUCAAGCUCCAGCCCGAAGACCCGAGCGAGGAGUCGGAGCGGGUGUGCUUCAACAUCGGCAGGGAGCUUUAUUUCUACACGUACACCAACAUAAAGAAGGCUGUAGACCUCAGUAAGCCCAUAGACAAGAGAAUCUACAAGGGGACUCAGCCCACGUGUCACGACUUCAACCAGUACUCGGCCACGGCAGAGAGCGUCGCUCUGAUCGUGGGUUUCUCAGCCGGACAGGUCCAGUACCUUGACCCCAUCAAGAAGGAAACCAGUAAACUCUUCAACGAGGAGAGGUUGAUAGACAAAUCCAAGGUGACGUGUCUAAAAUGGCUUCCUAAAUCAGAGAACCUGUUUCUAGCCUCCCAUGCUAGUGGCCACCUCUACCUCUACAACGUGGACCACCCGUGUGGCACCACAGCCCCACAGUACUCUCUGCUGCGGCAGGGCGAAGGCUUUGCUGUCUACGCCUGCAAAACCAAGACGCCACGCAAUCCAUUGUUACGAUGGGCCGUGGGCGAGGGCGGCUUGAAUGAGUUUGCUUUCUCCCCGGAUGGCGUGCAUGUGGCAUGUGUGGGCCAGGAUGGCUGCCUGCGCGUCUUCCACUUUGACUCCAUGGAGCUGCAGGGUGUGAUGAAGAGCUACUUUGGCGGGCUUCUUUGUGUGUCCUGGAGUCCUGAUGGGAAAUAUCUCGCCACAGGUGGAGAGGAUGAUCUAGUCACUGUCUGGUCAUUCGCGGAAAGCCGGGUUGUUGCAAGAGGUCAUGGACACAAGUCUUGGGUCAAUGUGGUGGCGUUUGACCCCUUCACGACUUCCCUGGAGGACGAGGAGCCAAUGGAGCUUAGCGGUAGUGAGGAAGACCUCCAUCAGGGGGCACCAAAUAACUCCAUGCACUUCGGCCGGGUCAGAACGAGCAGCACGUUGUCGCGUCUUUCUCGGCACAGCUCCAAAGGAGGCGGUUCGGCCUCUGUCACGUAUCGGUUCGGCUCUGUGGGACAGGACACUCAGUUCUGUCUGUGGGACCUGACGGAUGACGUUUUAUACCCCCGCUUGCCGCUGACCCGCGCCUUUACUAACACUUUUGGGCCGUCGCUGUCCAACUCUGCAGUUAACAGCACCUCAGGAGGGGGAGGAAGUGGAGGGGUGGAGGGGCAUCAUCACCCCCCAAACACUAACACUGGCACGUCCAACCCACCAACGCUUCCUUUACCUCUCCCUCGCUCCCUGUCCCGCUCCAACUCUCUGCCACACCCCGCCGUGGCCAAUGCCUCCAAAGGCCAGGGCACGACAGAGGGCAGCGGGGGAGGUGGAGGAGGGGGAGGGAGCACCACUGGGGGAAAUAGCACCCCAUUUAGCAUUGGCCGCUUCGCCACGCUGUCACUACAGGAGCGCAAGUCGGAUAAGUCCGGCUGUGGCAGUGGGGUGGAGAAGGAGCACAAGAGGUACCACAGCCUGGGAAAUAUCAGCAAAAGCAACGAUAAGAUCAAUGUGGCUCCGAGAAGCAACCGGCUGGACGCUGCCAAGGUCCUGGGCACCACGCUGUGCCCGCGCAUGCACGAGGUGCCGCUGCUAGAGCCGCUGGUGUGCAAGAAGAUCGCACACGAGCGGCUCACUGUCCUGGUGUUCAUGGACGACUGCAUCAUCACCGCCUGCCAAGAGGGUCUCAUCUGCACCUGGGCGCGGCCGGGGAAGGCGAACUUGACAGCACAGAACGGGAACUCUCCGAGCGGCACAGUGGUAUAGCUGGAGGAGAAGCUUUGCACUCACCCCUCCCUCAUCCUUCAUCUUCCUUCAGUCUGACAUGAUGUGGAAUUAGGGGCCAAAACCAGAGACUGUACUCUACCUACCACUGCAGUAUUAUCCCUCAGUGUAACCCUCUGUACCAGCCAUGAUCCAAACCCUGAUCAACGCGGACUCUACUCUCAUGGUGGCCGGGUGGGAAACACUUCUGAAUUAUUUGCACAUGUGGAAUAAAACUGCACUGCAACAUAAAUCUUACAUCUGAGAUAAAGUUAGCUGGAAAUCUGUGGAACUAGAGAUGAUUAAAUGUAGCACACUGUCAGAGAUUGAAAACUUAUUGGUACGUAAUAAUACUGGGUGACUUUAAUGGGCCUCUACCAAACCUCAGUAACUAGUACUUUGUCAUAAAAUCAGGUUUAAAGGGCAGAAAUUGUUUACCUUAAAUCUCCAGUAACAGAAACAAAAGUCUAAAUUUUAUUAUGGUGCUAAGUGUUAGGACACAGUAACACAUGGGAGAGUUUCCCACCUCGUGCCACUGUGGGAGUAAAGUUUUCUCCUCGUGCUUCGGCCCUCUGCCUUCACUCCAGCCCUCCGUGUUUCUCUGCAGAACGACUGCAUCAAACAGUAGAGACUGUUUAUCCGCUCUAUCUGCAACCCUGAAGGAGCGAACAGCAGGCUCAGCCUUCAUUCGUCCUUCAUCCGAUCCCUUCUGUUUUCCCCUUCAUGCAAAGACACUGCAAAAGCCACGGCCGUUGUAUUUAAGUUAUUUAUUUUAUCACAAGACUGUGUAGUAAUUUAUAAUGUAAAUACUGAAAAUACUCUAUAAAUACAAAUGGACAAACGUGUAUGGAAUAAUGACUUGACAACAAGGACGUAAAGAGAAAAGAGGACAGAUGAAGAAUAUUAAUAUAUGAAGAUCCUUCUAUUGUACAUAGCAACCACAGUUAAAAUUGAAUGUCUGCUGUUUUAGGGAACUUGAAGAUGUCAAUGUGUUUUUAUUUUGUGUGAUAGAGUUUCUCCGGUUUGUCCCUGAAAGUGUGCUGGGUUUAAUUCGUCAAAAGACCGAAGCAUUUUGUGUCCAGAGUAACUUUUCAGAGAAACUGACCCGAGUCGAGCACAGAGAGCAAUAUUCAGAGUGUCUGUUGGCUGUACGUCUCAGCUGAAGUUAACCGAACGAUGAUAAUCCUGAUGAACAUCAAGUUCAGACAAACAGCAUCUUCAUGAAUAUCCUGCUCACGAACAAACACACCCUCUUGCACAUUCCGAACACACACCGGCUCACACACACCGCACCCACACACACACACACACGAUCCUCUCAUGGUGUAGCAUCUGGUAUUCUGUGUCUAGACAUCAUUCCUGUUGCACCUGAAUUGCCUCUUGCAAGAAUUUGCACAUACAAUAAACCACGGUCGAUCCUGAGCUGCCAUCAGAGACUUAAGAGGUGUUUUUGUCUGGUUUGAUCUGACCUCUGCUCAGAAAACAGCUCUUAUAACACAACAACACCUGCAUUUUUUAGGUUUAAAGGAUUGGAGAGGUGUGAGACUUCAAACAAGAUGGGUCUUUAACUUUGUGGUUGGAUUCAGAGGAUUUUAAGGAAUAGGAACCAAAAUACUCUGACAACAAAAAAGCUCCUUUAUUUCGUAGGCUUGGGCUGCCUGCUAUAAUCCUGCCUAACAAUAUGUUGUGAUUAUUAUUUUACAUUUAAUGGUUAAACAAACAAAAUAAAUCUCCCCUGUUCGACAUAAGCCAGAGACAAGUAAUGAACAAAACGUUUCAUGAUUAUUUUUUUUCUCUAACAACGGCUGAAAGUGAAGUUCUCCUGGAUUAUUUUUGAGUGAAAAGUAGACAUUGCAAGAUGUCUGUGCAGGUUCUCAUUCAUCCCGGUCAUGCUAAUCCAAAGCUAGAUCCAAAAGGGUCGGCUGGACUAGUUGAUGUCAAAAGUUGUGGAACAAGUCCAGCUGCCCCCCUGGAUCAAGCUUUGGAUGUUGUAGGCUCGUUUUGGUCUCAUAUGACUGAAAUGCAGCUUCAUAAGUAAAGGUUAGCAUUCCUGAAAGAGCUAAGAAAAAUCCUGAAAAAAAAAUCCCUGUUUUUGAGUCAGAAAUGGAAGCUAAAUCAAUUUUAAAAUAUCAGUUUUCCUUCUUUACUGAAGCACCAGGCUUCAGACAUCAGACAUGCAAGGCUCACAGGUGUGUAAGCAUGUGCAGUGACUUCAGUUUGCACAUGUGUUUACUGCCAUCCACUGGUUUCAGCCAUAGCUUUCAUGAGAGAAACGAUAGUAGGAGAUAUUAAUGUUUUUCUUAAUAAUACAUUUUUGGCUUUCUCAUGCCUUUAUUCAGAGUGGAGGACAGUGGAACUGUGGACAGUGUCAGAAACAGGCGAGAGAAAAGUGAGGCAGAGCUGCAGGCCAGACUUGAACCCCGGCUGCCUGCGUACAUGAUGUGGUGUGACCUAACCGCUAGACCAGAGGUUCCCUAACUUUCUAGUGACCCUCAGAAUAAUGAUGGCAGGGACUUUGGACCCCCAGACAUGCACAUUUAAGAAUAGUUGUGUGCAGGCUUGCAUUUUUGGGGCUUUUUGCCUUUGUUUUUAUAGAACAGCUGAGGUGAGACAGGAAAUAUGGGACCAAAGAGUGGGGGAAGGCUGUUUUAUUUUGAAUCAAAAUAUUUUUAUACUUACAUUUGUAAUUUAAUGGGAGAAUAUAUAUAAUUUAAACCAUUAAAAAUGUUCUUUGUAUUUUGAAAGUAUAUCAAGACGCAGCUUUCAGUUGCGACCCCCACUUUGAGAACCACUUGGCUAGACUGUCAGCGCCCCAGAGACACAGAAAUUUUUAAAGAAAGAGACUGAUGUUAACGGAGAGCAAGAAGAAAGCUUAGCUAACUGUAAAGUGAGAUUCAUUCAGCAGAGACAACAUUAUUUGUUUAAAGGUGCAGUGUGAAAUAGUUCAGUGCAUUGAGCAGAACAUGCUUGGUGAAAAUGAAACGUAAUAUGCCUCUCUGAUCUGGUGUUUAAUCACUUCAAUAUAGAAAGUUGUUUUGAUUAUUUGGUCACUUCUGUGGUACUGUAGAAACAUGCAUGAUGCAAAAAUCCAACAUGGCGGAGACCAUGGAAUCCAUCCUUAUGUAUGAAUAAAAGACUUUUUCUGUGUUAUAAAACCAAAUAAUUUUAUAUAUUCAGGUGAUUAACACUAAAAUAGAGAGGCCUACAUAUAAUGUUCAUUUCUACCAAGUUUGUUUUACUAAAUACUACCAGGAUAAAUAGUACACACUGCACCUUUAAUGGUCCAAAAAAAGGCUGGGGAAAAACAUGUUUAAAUAACUGUCGGACUUAAAAAGAUCAUUUAAAGUAACUUGAAAUAAGCCAUUUUAGAAGUUCUGUUUUAACUGCUAUUAAAGAAGAGUCCUAUUAAUUUACUGAUCAAAAGCUGAGACCUAAAUGCACAUGCCUGAUGUCUGCAGCCAGGUUCUCCUGUUUUUUGAAACUUGUGGGCUCCCCUACUCUUGCGAUGCUGAAUUUAAAGGUCCAUGUCACAUUUUUACACUGAAAUGUUUAAAUUCAUUACAAACGACUAAACCUAUUUUAUGUAUUUUAACUAAAUACUUAUUCGACCUCAGUAUUCCCAAUAGUUUUCAAAGCCAGAGACAUCCUUAGUUUUCAUAGUUGUAACUGGAUGUUUCUUGUUUGCCAUGACAGACAUGACAUGAUUAUCAUUACAGAGGAAACACCAAAACUUUGUCAAAGAAUGCAAUAUUCUGAGCCUCUAUCUCAUUCAUUUUUUGUACUCCUUACCUGUGUAGGUCCAUUCAUGACACAAAAUGUCUGUUCCUACAUCAUCUUACUAAGCAUUAUGACACCUUAAUGCAAAUCCCUGAAGCCAUUUACAGAAGACAUCUAUGCUAAGGAUGUGCUUCCCUACGUGUUUAAUAACAAAUAUGCUGAAAUUAGAGCAGUAAUCAGUGGCCAGCCAUUUUUUUUAUGCUGCACCUGGUCACCAAAACAUCUCAGUCCACUUCUGUGAAACGCCUCAGAGGUAAACUUCCACAUCUCUUUUUACUGUCUUUACAAGUAUGCUCAGCUCCAGUUGAAUGCUCAUGAUACAUGACAAACUUUUUGUUAUGAACUUCUCGUGUUAUUGAGCCACCUGUCCAACAGUAGCAUCCUAUAAAUAGCACACAAACUUCCAAGACUGCAGGAGAGCCAAGGUUACGCCCUUGGUGCAACAGAAAAACCACCAGUUUCUCUGCACCAUGUUCAAGACGGUGUGUGUGGGGGGGUAUUGUUGCAGGCAGCCCAUACACUCAGCCCUGUUGUCAUAGCAACAGCAUGUCUGCAGGGUGUAUCUUGAAUGAGCUCAUGAGCUCUGGGGUCAACCUCAGCAUCAGGGCUAAAUUAAUGCUUCGCCACGAUGUCUGAUAUGAGAGCAAAAAGUACACCUGCUGUCGCUGAAGGAGAAAUUCACCACAAUAUGAUCGAUAUGAUUUAACUGUUUUUAUUCUGUGAAAGAUGCUCAACUGACCUUUUGUCAAACCCUUCCCUCUUUGGUCACUGUUAAUGGGUUAGACUAGACUCUGAAACAGUUGAAAAUAUCCUACAAAUGGACUAACUUUGGGUUAAAAACCUGUCAAAAUCAUUUGAAACUUAUUCAAUAACUGAUGCUGGUGAUGUUAGCUAGCAUGAUCUUUUUACCAAGUGCUUUUUUCUGCAAAAAGAGAUUAAAAGGAUUUUUUUUAUCUGCUUCUAGCUUUACUAGACUAGCAUGAACAUUAAGUUGUACUGAAUAGUAAUGUCAAUAUUUCAUUAAUGUUACCUUACUAACAUUACCAGCAAUGCAAUAUUAGUCAAUUUGCUGUUAAGUAAUGUUAAAGCCACUUGAUAUUAGCUGAGCAUUACAUACAGCCAGUAUUAAAAUGUUUUCUCUUGUGUUCAAGCAUACAGUGUAGUGAAAAGGUAUUUGCCUCCUUCCUGAUUUCUUAUUUUUUACGUAUUUGUCACACUUCAGUGUUUGAGAUUAUCAAACAAAUUUUAAUGUCAGACAAAGGUUAUCUGAGUAAAUACAAAGGGCAGUUUUUAAAUAAUAAUUUCAUUUAUUAAGGAAAAAGCCUUCCUAAUCUACCUGGCACUAUGUGAAUAAGCCAUUGCCCCUAAAUAGAACAACUGGUUGUGCCUCCCUUGGCGGCAGCAACUGUGUAUUUGCAAUAACUGGCAAUGAGUCUUUCACACAUCAUUGUGGAGGAAUUUUUGCCUGCUCUUUACAGAACUGUUUUAACUCAGCCACCUUUGAGAGUUUUCGAGCAUGGACUGCCUUUUUAAGAUUAUAGCAAAUGUGAGAUGAGCUUUAGUGUUCUUUUUGGUCUGCAGUGGUUUUUGCCUUGGAACUCUCCCAUGAUCCAAUUCUUGCUCUGUCUCUUUCUUAUUGUUGAAUCAUGACCUCUGACCUUAACUAAGUCAAGUAAGGCCUGCAGGUUAUUUUGGUUGGCCGGCCACUCCUGGGACAGUUCACCACUGUUUUAAGUUUUUUCCAUUUGUGAAUAAUGGCUGUCACUGUGGUUCAUUGGAGUCCCAAAGCCUUAGAAAUGUCUUUGUAGCCCAUGUCAUUGGC